Molecule: messenger RNA, 150 nt
Organism: Prorocentrum cordatum
Lineage: Eukaryota; Dinophyceae; Prorocentrales; Prorocentraceae
Source: the annotation of a GenBank genome assembly
GAAAUCGCCGAAGGCAGCGCGCUCCCCGGAAACGCCGACCGCACACCAUUCCCAAGAUGGCGGAGAUCGAUUCGCGGGUCUGGGGAGGAGGCCGAGGAGGCCGAGGAGGUCAUGCCGCCAGAGGACCUCCUGGCCAGGGCCAGAGAGGCU